Molecule: messenger RNA, 1447 nt
Organism: Lynx canadensis (Canada lynx)
Lineage: Eukaryota; Metazoa; Chordata; Mammalia; Carnivora; Felidae
Gene: RNF130
Product: ring finger protein 130
Exons: 9
Coding region: 16-1275 (419 amino acids)
Source: RefSeq, a predicted model, not a curated record
GCGGCCGGAGGGACGAUGAGCGGCGCGGCGCGGGCGGGCCCGGCCCGGCUCGCCGCGCUCGCUCUGCUGACCUGCAGCCUGUGGCCGGCGCGGGCGGACAACGCGAGCCAGGAGUACUACACGGCGCUCAUCAACGUGACGGUGCAGGAGCCCGGCCGCGGCGCCCCGCUCACGUUCCGCAUCGACCGCGGGCGCUACGGGCUCGACUCGCCCAAGGCCGAGGUCCGCGGCCAGGUGCUGGCACCGCUGCCCAUCCACGGAGUUGCUGAUCAUCUGGGCUGUGAUCCUCAAACACGGUUCUUUGUCCCUCCUAAUAUCAAACAGUGGAUUGCCUUGCUGCAGAGGGGAAAUUGCACAUUUAAAGAGAAAAUAUCACGGGCUGCUUUCCACAAUGCAGUGGCCGUGGUCAUCUACAAUAAUAAAUCCAAAGAGGAGCCUGUUACCAUGACUCAUCCAGGCACUGGAGAUAUUAUUGCUGUCAUGAUUACAGAAUUGAGGGGUAAGGAUAUUUUGAGUUAUCUGGAGAAAAACAUCUCUGUACAAAUGACAAUAGCUGUUGGAACACGAAUGCCGCCAAAGAACUUCAGCCGUGGCUCUCUAGUCUUCGUGUCAAUAUCCUUUAUUGUUUUGAUGAUUAUUUCUUCAGCAUGGCUCAUAUUCUACUUCAUUCAGAAGAUCAGGUACACGAAUGCACGCGACAGGAACCAGCGUCGUCUUGGAGAUGCCGCUAAGAAAGCCAUCAGCAAAUUGACAACAAGAACAGUAAAAAAGGGUGACAAGGAAACAGACCCAGACUUUGAUCACUGCGCAGUCUGCAUUGAGAGCUAUAAGCAGAAUGAUGUUGUCCGGAUUCUCCCCUGCAAGCAUGUUUUCCACAAAUCCUGCGUGGAUCCCUGGCUUAGUGAACACUGUACCUGUCCAAUGUGCAAACUUAAUAUUUUGAAGGCCCUGGGAAUUGUGCCAAAUUUGCCAUGUACUGAUAACGUAGCAUUUGAUAUGGAAAGGCUCACCAGAACCCAAGCAGUUAACCGAAGAUCAGCCCUAGGUGACCUCGCCAGUGACAACUCCCUUGGCCUGGAGCCACUUCGAACUUCGGGGAUCUCGCCUCUUCCUCAGGAUGGGGAGCUCACUCCUAGAACGGGAGAGAUCAACAUUGCAGUAACAAAAGAAUGGUUUAUUAUUGCCAGUUUUGGCCUCCUCAGUGCUCUCACACUCUGCUACAUGAUCAUCAGAGCCACAGCUAGCUUGAAUGCUAAUGAGGUAGAGUGGUUUUGAAGAAGAAAAAAAAAAAAACUGCUUUCUGACUGAUUGCCUUGAAGGAAAAAAGAACCUAUUUUUGUGCAUCAUUUACCAAUCAUGCCACACAAGCGUUUAUUUUUAGUACAUUUUAUUUUUUCAUAAAAUUGCUAAUGCCAAAGCUUUGUAUUAAAAUAAAUAAGUAAUAAAA